Molecule: messenger RNA, 1899 nt
Organism: Polistes dominula (European paper wasp)
Lineage: Eukaryota; Metazoa; Arthropoda; Insecta; Hymenoptera; Vespidae
Product: beta-1,3-galactosyltransferase 1
Biological process (GO): protein O-linked glycosylation
Cellular component (GO): Golgi membrane
Molecular function (GO): hexosyltransferase activity
Source: RefSeq, a predicted model, not a curated record
AGAGAUGAGUAGAUGGCGCUAGUAGUAGGUGUUCCGCAAGAGGGGAGUUUCCAAACCGUUAGUGAACCAUAGUGGUUAGAAAGAUGAAGAGGUGGUGGUAGAAAAGUGUAUAGUGUAAUAUACGUAGUAUGAUAUAUUGAAGAUCUGCAUCAAAGCCCACAGCCUUCGUACUUUUUCUUUCUUUUCUAUGCGUCAUUACUUGAUUAAAGUAUACGAUACUCGAGUACUUGAUGGAAUGAAUAUUCUUAUGUAGAGCCUUAUAAAAGGAGUAAAUGGAGUGGUAUCAAAUGCGGCAUGACGUGCUCAUCGCGUUUCAAAAAUGGACAGACUUCGACUGUUGCGCAUGGAAUUGCCGUCUGCCACCAGCAUAAACAAUACUGGAAGCGUCAAAGGAAAUAUUAAAAUAUCUUUUGUCAAAAGAAUGAUAUUAGGAUUUGUAAUUUUGGCUGUGUUAGGCCUAUUAUAUGUACCAGCAUAUCAUUCAGCUCAGGGUCCAUUUGUAGGCUUAGGUGAGACUCCGUCCCCUACAGAGCUUCUCAGUGGUUCACAUUUGGUAGCCACUGUAGCACAGUUACCUGGUUGGACGUACAACACUUCAAGAGAUGUAAAAAAUUACAUUCAUCCGGAUAAUAUCACUUCCAUUUUAAGUCCAAUCGCUAUUUGUUCACCACCUCCAUAUUUAAUUGUAAUUAUUUGCUCAUCAGUUGGAAAUUAUAAUGCUAGAAUGGCUAUUAGAAAUACUUGGGCUAAUAAAAGUAAUUUAAAUGUUUUAUAUAAUUCUACGGUUAAAGUUGCAUUUCUUCUGGGACAAAGUGAUAAUGAUACACUCAAUAGUCUUGUAUUAGAAGAAAGUCUUCUGUUUAAUGAUAUAUUACAAGAAAAGUUUUCUGAUACUUAUAAUAAUUUAACAUUAAAAUCUAUUAUGAUGUUAAAAUGGGUCACUUCUAAUUGUGCAGAAGCUAAAUUUAUUAUGAAAACGGAUGACGAUAUGUUUGUAAAUAUAGUUCUUUUAAUGAAAACCUUGCAGGCAAGAACACAAUCUAAAGAUAUUUUAUUGGGAUCUCUUAUUUGUAGUGCUAGACCUAUAUUAAAUCCUACAAAUAAAUGGUAUAUGCCAAAGUAUAUGUAUCCUGAAAAGGUUUAUCCAAACUAUCUAUCAGGUACAGGAUAUGUAAUGAGUAUUGACACAGCUUUUAAGUUAUAUCAAGCAGCUUUGUCAACACCUCUACUCCAUUUAGAAGACGUUUACAUUACGGGUCUUUGUGCAAAACAUGCAAAAAUAAAUCCUACUAAUCAUCCAGGUUUUAGUUACGCGCCAAGAAAAUUGGAACCAUGUAUACUUAAAAAUUCCAUAACUACACACAAAAUUAAUGCUUCUACUAUGUAUACAAUAUGGAAUAAAUUGAAUAAUAGAAAUAUAACUUGCAAUAAUAAACAAAUUCAUGCUGAUAAACAAGCUGUUAGCUUAAGCAGAAGUGGUAGAAAUGUUGGUUAUUACAUGGUGAAAAGAAGAGUUGUUAGUAAUAAAUGUGUUUAGCACAUAAUUGAUUGAAACAUAAUUGAAAAUGUUGGUAUUAUUAUAUCAAGUAUCAUCGUAUAUUGUAUAUAAAGACAACAUAUAAAUGUCUUCAAAUACUUUUCCAUAUUACGUAUAACAGAAUUUUGGAGAUAAUGUUAAUGUGUUAUUAAGAUAACAAGAAUUUGUAAUUGAUACUUGAAAGAAGGUUUUAUAUUUUUCCAUUUUAUGCCAUAGUAGUUAAUAAGGAAAUGCUGUCAAUUAGAUCACUACGUAUGUCAGCUUGCUAUUGGUUUAUUUGACGAUAACAUCUUAUCAUUUAUUAUAUUUUCGGUAUAUUAUUAUUAAUAUUAUACGAAAGAAUCUCCAAUAUAUAUAUAUAU